Messenger RNA from Onychostoma macrolepis, 1335 nucleotides. RefSeq names its product ATG12 autophagy related 12 homolog (S. cerevisiae) (gene atg12). Bases 61 to 423 code for a protein of 120 amino acids. The transcript has 4 exons. Gene Ontology annotation, biological process: C-terminal protein lipidation; autophagosome assembly; autophagy of mitochondrion. The record is from RefSeq and is a predicted model, not a curated record. Lineage: Eukaryota; Metazoa; Chordata; Actinopteri; Cypriniformes; Cyprinidae. Gene Ontology annotation, cellular component: cytoplasm; phagophore assembly site membrane; Atg12-Atg5-Atg16 complex.
AGUCAUCUCAGCGGCAGGCAGUACGCCUCUUCUCUGUCUGUUGUGUGUGUAUGUUGGAGGAUGUCUGACAACGCAGAAUCUCCUACAGAAAAUCAAAAAGAUGAUCCUUCGAUACAACACACUGCUACUGAACACACUGGAGCGUCGGAUGAGAAGAAAAAGAUUGAUGUGCUGUUGAAAGCAGUAGGUGAUACGCCUAUCAUGAAGACCAAAAAAUGGUCCGUGGAAAGAGGGAGGACAGUACAGUCACUCGCUCAGUUUAUCUCACGCUUUCUCAAACUGGAGCCUAGUGAACAACUGUUCAUUUAUGUCAAUCAGUCAUUUGCUCCAUCACCAGACCAAGAAGUGGGUGCACUUUUCGAGUGUUUUGGAAGUGAUGGAAAACUAGUUCUCCAUUACUGCAAGUCCCAGGCCUGGGGAUGAUCGUGAUGAACUUUUUUUUCUCCCCCUUUCUCCCUUUCAUUUAUACACCUGUACACAUACAGUAUCAAAAACAUCAUGAUUGUUUUUAUAACUUAUUGAUUUUUCAUGUGUUAUUUUUUUGUAAAUAAUAAAAUGUAAAUAAUAUUGUAAAACAAUGCAAUAUCUCAUGGGACUUUUUAAGGUGGGAAUCAUAAGAACACCAAAUACUUUUAGCAGCAGAUUUUGAUGCAUGUUUUUCAUAUUUAAGCUCAUGUUGAAGUGAUUUACAAGGACAAGGACAAUAUGCGAUUCUCAGUAGUACCGAGUGAUUACUUUUCACAGGAGGGGUGGGUAAUGUCCCAGGACAGAACAGGUCACAUGUAAGGGGUGGUAGAGAUGUACAGGGGUGUGAAGAAUAGGUGGGACAGAGGGAUGUUUAAAAAGGCACAGUGGAGCAAUGUAAAAGAAGACGGGAUAGAAAGAUGGAGACGGCGCUAACAGAUGGACUGAAGAGGGAUUAUGGAUGCUCUUGGUAGAGUGUGACACCAAUUUUCAAGGAAAGGCAGGAAAAGGAGGAGAUUUGGGCAGGAUUGUACCAAAAAAGGGGAAAAGCAGAAAUAAUCGCAAAAGGAUAAGGAGGGAAUCUGCAUGCUGAACCAAAGAGACGAGAACCUUCUGUGUCAAACAGCUGCACAGAAGGUGGAAAAAGAUACAAAUUAAUGGAUCGAAAUAGGGAGUUAUCAUUACGAUGGACAUGAUGUAAGAAAAUUGUGCACAGGUAAAAAUCAGCUUUUUUAAUGCAGAAUAAUUGUUGAUUUUCUUGUAAAACCACUAAAUUUCAAAUGCAUGAAAGGUAUUGCUUUCGGAUCGUGAUGCAAUUUAAAGAAAAACCAUUUGGUUGUAUUCUUAACAAAUAAAUAAUUGAUUCAAGCA